Ziziphus jujuba (common jujube) is the source of this 2106-nucleotide messenger RNA. RefSeq names its product (R)-mandelonitrile lyase 2. The transcript has 3 exons. Lineage: Eukaryota; Viridiplantae; Streptophyta; Magnoliopsida; Rosales; Rhamnaceae. The coding region runs from base 262 to 1908 and encodes 548 amino acids. Gene Ontology annotation, molecular function: flavin adenine dinucleotide binding; oxidoreductase activity, acting on CH-OH group of donors. The record is from RefSeq and is a predicted model, not a curated record.
AAUAAGAAAUUACAGUAUUUAAUUCCUUUAAUGGGUGGUCGGCAGGCUGAGCAAGAAAUAAUUAAUUCAGCAGUAUUUGAUUUUAAUUCCCUAUAAUUAUCUUAUAAAUUAUAUUCUCCACACACAAAUUGUUGCUAAAUUUUCAAGCUAGUUUCGGUGCUUAAAUAUUUUUUAAAUCGAACCAACCAAAGGAUGGAACUAUAAAAGAUUUCAUGGGUAUCUUCCCUUUGGCUUAAAGAAGAUAUAGAAGUAAGAUCAAGAAUGACUACUUUCAUAUUGUUUUUGAUUUCAUACAUUUCACAUCUACAAUUGGAAGUUGUUUCGUUGGCUGCUCCAUACGAUCACGAUUUUAGCUACAUGAAAUCUGUACAUAAUGCAACUGAUGUACCAUUAGAAGACGUAUACGACUAUAUAAUAGUCGGAGGAGGCACAGCAGGGUGUCCAUUGGCCGCAACUUUAUCAGAAAAAUACUCAGUUCUUGUCCUCGAAAGAGGCAAUUCCCCUGUAUCAUAUCCACAGGUUUUGAAUUCAAAUGGUGUAUUAGCAAAUCUACUGCAGGAAGACGAUGGGAAGUCACCUGCAGAGAGAUUCACUUCAGAAGAUGGAGUACCAAAUACAAGAGGAAGAGUCCUCGGUGGCAGCAGCAUGAUCAACGCGGGAUUCUACUCCAGAGCCGACAAGGAAUUCUAUAUGCAAUCAGGCAUUCAAUGGGACAUGGAUAGUGUCGAAAAUUCUUAUCAAUGGGUGGAAGAAACUAUUGUUUUCAAACCAAAUCUGUCAGUCUGGCAAUCUAUUUUCAAACAAGCUUUGCUUCAAGCAGGAGUAGGUCCUGACAAUGGAUUCACUCUGCAACAUUUGGUAGGAAGCAAAGCUUCUGGUUCCACAUUUGAUGAUCAGGGAAGGAGACAUGGAGCCGUGGAGCUUCUCAACAGAGGAGUAUUGAAGAACCUGAGAGUUGCAGUUCAGGCCUCGGUCGAGAAAAUCAUUUUCAAUUAUAAUCAUAUUGAAGGUUUAUGUGCAAUUGGAGUCGAAUAUACUGAUUCUAAUGGUUGGUCUCGUCGUCGGGCAUUUUUAAGAGAUAAAGGAGAGGUGAUAUUGAGUGCAGGGGCAAUUGGGAGCCCUCAACUUCUCCUUCUCAGUGGAAUCGGUCCAGAUCAUCAUCUUUCUUCCCUGUAUAUUCCGAUUGUUCACUCAAAUCCUGAUGUGGGAAACUUCAUGGCUGAUAAUCCUCGGAAUAGCAUCAAUAUUUUAGUCCCAUUUGAUUUGGACCCAUCAGUUGCACAGGUUGCAGGAAUUACCAGCGACUUCAAUUACAUAGAGGCAAUCUCUUCGUACAUGCCAUUUUCAUUUCCUUUACCUUUUAGCCUUUUUCCCACCUCAACUACUCCAAUUAAUUUGAGUGUGGCAUCCAUUGUUGAGAAAUUCCAUGGACCUAUAUCGAGUGGUUCUCUCCGGUUGGUGUCGCCGGUGGGGGUGGGAGUCAGUCCGGCUGUCCGAUUCAAUUACUUUGAAAAUCCGGUGGACCUUGCUCGUUGUGUUAGAGGAAUGAGGAAAGUUGGUGAUAUGCUGAAAACACAGUCCAUGGAUAGAUUUAAGUUUAGAGGUUUGAAGGAUGUAGAAGGAGGGUUCAAGUUUUUGGGACCUUCUUUGCCGAAGGAGCAGUCUGAUGAUGCAUCGAUGGAGGGGUUUUGUAGAAGCACAGUGACGACCAUGUGGCAUUACCAUGGAGGAUGCGUGGUGGGAAAGGUGGUGGAUGGUGAAUUUCGGGUGAUGGGGACGAACGCACUGAGGGUGGUAGAUAGUUCUGUAUUUAAGACUUCACCAGGAACAAACCCUCAGGCCACCGUUAUGAUGAUAGGCCGGUAUAUUGGCCUUAAGAUCUUGCAGGAAAGAAAAAAGCCCAAGUAGACGGGAAAAAAAUUGUCUUUUUUAUUUUUUAUUAUUAUUAUUAUUUUCCCUCUUUCUAGCGAAACAUGCAUAAAUACUUAAACAUAUAUAAAUGGAUAUACUUGGCAAUAUGUCCUAUCAAAUUUUAUUUAUGGGAUAGUGUUUGAAUGAAAUUAACACGAUCCAUUGAACUUUUAUGUAGAAAUAGAAAAAUAUGAA